CAUCCCGGCACUUCGGCGCUCCAGCAUCCCGGCAACUCCGCUCUGCCGACCCCGGAGCUCCGGACUCGGCCGUCCCGGGAACUCUACUCCGCUGAGCCCGGUUCCUCCAUCUCUCAGCACUCCGGCAUCCCGGGAACUCCGCGCUCCACCGUGCCGGGAACUCCGCUGCGCUGACCGCUGGUCCCGGCUCCUCGGGAAUCCGAUCCGCGCUGCCCCCCGGCCCCCGGGCCCCCCGGAGGAGCGGCCAUGGCGUUCAUGGUGAAGAGCAUGGUGGGGGGACAGCUGAAGAACCUCACGGGCGGCCUGGGCGGCGAGGAGAAGAGCGAGGGCGAGAAGUCUCCGGCCGAGGCGCAGGGCAUGACCCGCGAGGAGUAUGAGGAGUACCAGCGGCAGCUGGUGGAGGAGAAGAUGGAGAGAGAUGCCCAGUUUGCCCAGCGCAAGGCGGAGAGAGCCACGGUCAGGUCCCACUUCCGAGACAAGUACAGGCUGCCCAAGAACGAGACGGACGACAACCAGAUCCAGCUGGUGGGAGGCGACGUGGAGCUGCCCAAGGAGCUGGCCAAGAUGAUCGAGCAGGACAACGAGGAGGAGGAGGAGAAGAACUCGGUGAUCGGGCAGCUCAGUAACAUCCAGAACCUGGACCUUGAUUCCUUGAAGGACAAAGCCUCGGCCACGCUAGAGGACCUGAAGCAGUCGGCGGAGAAGUGCUCCGUGAUGUGACGGGGCUGAGCAGGGAG
Molecule: messenger RNA, 737 nt
Organism: Melospiza georgiana
Lineage: Eukaryota; Metazoa; Chordata; Aves; Passeriformes; Passerellidae
Gene: CPLX3
Product: complexin 3
Exons: 4
Coding region: 247-720 (157 amino acids)
Biological process (GO): synaptic vesicle exocytosis; regulation of neurotransmitter secretion; neurotransmitter transport
Cellular component (GO): SNARE complex; terminal bouton
Molecular function (GO): syntaxin binding
Source: RefSeq, a predicted model, not a curated record